This is a messenger RNA of Mercurialis annua (annual mercury), 3595 nucleotides long. RefSeq names its product putative pentatricopeptide repeat-containing protein At1g19290. Gene Ontology annotation, molecular function: protein binding. NCBI's taxonomy places the organism in Eukaryota, Viridiplantae, Streptophyta, Magnoliopsida, Malpighiales, Euphorbiaceae. The transcript is spliced from 5 exons. The record is from RefSeq and is a predicted model, not a curated record. Bases 94 to 2886 code for a protein of 930 amino acids.
ACUUUUUUCAUUUCCAACAAAAUUAAUUAGGUCCCUUAAAUUAUUACCCAAAACCCAAUUGGUUUGCCUUAAUUUCUCAGUUCUUCUUCUCCAAUGCACAAAUGGAAGCCCCGCCACGAAUCCAAGCUCACCCGACCCGAACUCCUCAACCGCAUCACCCGCCUCCUUAUUCUCGGCCGCUGCGAAGCUCUCAGCAAACUGAAUUUCGAAUUCUCCGAUGCUCUUCUCGAUUCCCUUCUUCUUAAACUCAAAUUAAACCCUAAUGCUUCCUUAAAUUUCUUUAAAUUAGCCUCCACACAGCCCAACUUCAGACCGAACAUCAACUCCUACUGCAAGCUCGUUCACAUUUUGUCACGCGCUCGAAUGUACGACGAAACCAGGUCGUAUCUGAACCAAUUGGUAUCCAUUUGUAAGAAUGAUUACUCUUCUACUAUUGCUUGGAAUGAGCUUGUUAGGGUUUAUAAACAUUUUAAGUUUUCCCCUACUGUUUUUGAUAUGAUUUUGAAGAUAUAUUGUGAGAGAGGUAUUAUCAAGAAUGCACUCUAUGUGUUUGAUAAUAUGGGUAAGUACGGCUGUGUCCCGAGUUUGCGGUCUUGUAAUAGUUUGCUGAGUUGUUUGGUUAAACAAGGUCAAAGUAGUAGUGCAAUUCUUGUUUAUGAUCAGAUUAAUAGGUUAGGGAUUGUGCCUGAUGUUUUUACGUGUUCGAUUAUGGUUAAUGCUUAUUGCAAGCAAGGAAAAGUGGAUAGAGCUUUUGAUUUUGUCAAGGAAAUGGAUCAUUUUGGCUUUGAGUUGAAUGUUGUCACUUUUAAUAGCUUGAUUGAUGGCUGUGUUAGUGUUGGCAAUAUGGAUAGAGCUAAUAUGGUUUUGAGAUUGAUGAGUGAAAAGGGGAUUUUGCGAAGUGAGGUUACAUAUACGACAUUGAUUAAAGGUUAUUGUAGGCAAUCUAAGUUGAUAGAAGCGGAGAAGGUGCUUAGAGAGAUGAAGGAAUGUGAGGGUAUUGUACUGGAUGAAUAUGCGUAUGGUGUUUUGAUUGAUGGGUAUUCUCAUGCUGGUAAAAUGGAUGACGCUAUUAGGCUUCGAGAUGAGAUGUUGAAAAUGGGAUUAAAGAUGAAUUUAUUUAUUUGUAAUUCUUUGGUCUACGGUUUCUGUAAAAAUGGUCAAGUUUGUGAGGCGGAGAAGGUGUUGAUGCAUAUGGGAGACUGGUGCUUAAAACCAGAUUCUUACAGCUAUAGUACUCUCAUGGAUGGAUAUUUAAGGCAGGGUCUUACCAGUAAGGCUAUCAGGAUUUUCAAUGAGAUGCUUCAAGAUGGAAUACAACUAACUGUUGUAGCUCAUAAUACUCUUCUAAAGGGUUUAUGUCGUGUUGGCGCCUUUCAGGAUGCUUUGCACCUUUGGCAGUCGAUGAUAAAAAAAGGUGUGGCUCCUGACGAGGUCAGCUAUUGUACUUUGCUUGAUGGGCUCUUCAAGUUGGGAGAUUUUUCAAGGGCUUCGACCUUGUGGAAUGGUAUUCUAGCAAGGGGUUUUGGCAGAAGUACGUAUGCUUUCAAUACAAUGAUUAAUGGGUUCUGUAAAAUGGAGAAGAUGGUUGAAGCAGAGGAGAUCUUUAACAAAAUGAAGGAACUCGGUUGUAAACCAGACGGAGUAACAUAUAGAACUCUAAGUGAUGGAUAUUCUAAACUUGGAAAUGUUGAAGAAGCUCUUAGAGUUAAAGAGCAAAUGGAAAAGGAAUCAAUUUUUCCUUCAAUUGAACUGUAUAAUUCUCUUAUUAGGGCACUUUUUAAGUGUAAGAGAACUAGUAAAGUGAUGGAUCUUCUUUCUGAGAUCAGCAUUAAGGGAUUAUCUCCUGAUGUUGUCACUUAUGGUACCCUUAUUGCUGGUUGGUGUGAUGAAGGGAGACUGGAUAAAGCUUUUAGUGCGUAUUUUGAUAUGAUUGAAAAGGGGUUUUCUCCAAAUGUUACUAUUUGCAGUAAAAUUGUCAGUAGUCUGUAUCGACUUGGUAGAAUAGAUGAAGCAAAUAUGCUGUUGCAGAAGAUGGUGGAUUUGGAUGUUUUUGUAGAUCGUGGAUGUUUUGAUAGGUUUUGCAAGGCAGAUAAUGGAUUUCUAGACAGUCAGAAAAUUGCAGACACUAUAGAUGGAAGUGCCCAAAGUUUUGCUUUGCCCAAUAGAGUGGUAUACAAUAUAGCUAUUGCAGGGCUUUGCAAGUCUGGCAAGGUUGAUGAUGCGAGAAGAUUUUUCUCGAGUUUGUUGCAGAGAGGAUUUAGUCCAGAUAAUUUCACAUACUGUACCUUGAUUCAUGGAUGUUCAGCUGCUGGUAAUGUGAAUGAUUCUUUCAAAUUACGUGAUGAGAUGAUGAUGAAAUGGGGUCUUUCUCCAAACAUAAUCACUUAUAACGCUUUGAUGACUGGCCUUUGUAAAUCAGGGAAUCUGGAUCGAGCCCAUAGGCUUUUUAAUAAACUUCAUUUGAAGGGCUUAGCUCCUAAUGUUAUUACUUAUAAUAUACUGAUUGAUGCAUACUGUAAGAAUGGUAGUACUAGAGAAGCCUUGGAUUUGAGAAACAAGAUGUUAAAAGAAGGAAUUUCUCCUUCCAUCAUUACCUACUCUACCUUGAUUUAUGGUUUUUGUAAACAGGGAGAUGUGGAAAAGGCAAUUUACUUUUUAGGCGAGAUGCAAGAGUUAUUUGCAGAUCAAAAUUUAACCAAUUUUGUCAAGUUGGUUGAGAGUCGUGUUAAUUGUGGAGAAGUGAAGAAGAUUUCGAAGCUUCACAAUAUGAUGAAUUCAACCAUUCCCUUUACUGGUAUUAUUACUCAAAAAGCGAGGGAGUUAGAUGUGCUGUCAAACGCUAAAGAAAUGCAGGGUGGAUGUAUAAUGUCAGAAGCUGUGUGUUGACGUUGCAGGCUGUUCUUUUUAGUAGAAGUUAUGUGGAUUUCAGCCCUUUACUUGAGAAGUCGGGUAAGAACUGAUGGAGUCUGCCUCUUGAACUUCUUGCUCUUGAAGCUGCCAAUGUUCAUGCCAUCUUAGAAAGUGAACCUUUGAUAGAAAAGGUGCUGCAUGGGCUUGAGGCUGCAACCAAUUGUAUUGAUGACAUGGAUGAACGGUUAGGCAUCUCCAACAUGAAACUUAGACGCAUGAGAGAAGAUAUUGAAUCUAUAGACUUGCUCUUAUCCCUUUCGAUGGGGUGACUGCUUUUGUAAGAGGUGAAUGUGCUAAAUAUUAUUUCCCAAGAAGAUUUCAUGUGGAAGCAAGACGACGCCGACCUCCUCAAUCUUCUUACAAGCAAAAAGUUGAUGGCAUUCUUGAGUACACACUGAGCUCGAGCUCGAACUGCGUAGAAUAAUUGGCAAUCACAGUCUUAUAGCUUCUGAUUCAAGGUUUGGGACAAACAAAUUAAAGAUUCCUGUUCACAGCCUUGUCGUGUUCAAUGCCGAGAAGAAGGCCAUUCCAGUAGCUUGGAUAAUAACUCCAAGAUUUGCUAGUGCAGAAGCAUAUAAAUGGAUGAGGGCACUUUACAAUAGGGUUUGUACAAAAGACCCUACAUGGAACUUGGUUGGGUUCAUAGUGGAUAAUCCUUUAACAGACAUCCUUACGAUCAUUUUUG